AUGGUGAAACAGAAGAUGGAAAGCAUUUAUGGUAAUCUGGGUGACUUGGAUAUUAUAGAAAACCAGUCUUUUCAAGCUAACACAACCAGUGGCCAGUCUUUUGGAAUUACUGCAGGAGAGAAGAUUCCAUCUUGCUCUGGAGUCAUCAGCCUUCAGAAGUCAAAGACUAUGGCUAAUAUCACUUGGAGUGGAUUUCUUCUCCUUGGUUUUUCUGUCAAACCUGAGUUAGAAAUAGUAUAUGCUUCUCUGUUCUUAGGCUUAUACAUGUUGUCUUUAACUGGUAACAUCCUCAUCAUCACCACAACUACCAUCGAUGAAAGUCUAAGCUCCCCCAUGUACUACUUCCUGAAGCAUCUUUCCUUUUUGGAUCUCUGUUAUAUUUCUGUGACGGUCCCAAAGUUCAUUUACAACUCUUACAUGCAGAGCGGCAUAAUUUCCAUCUGGGAAUGCAUAUUACAGUGUUUUGCUUUCAUUGCUUGUAGUUGUACUGAGCUGGUAAUGCUCACAGUGAUGUCCUAUGAUCGCUAUGUGGCCAUCUGCCUUCCAUUGCACUAUGACAUCAUCAUGAAUGUCAAAACCUGUUUCCAAGGAGUCAUUGGCGUCUGGGUCAGUGGGGUCAUCAUUGGAGUCAUGCACACAACAGCGACUUUUUCCAUCUGCUUCUGUGCCCCCCGGAUCAUCCACCAGUUCUUCUGCGACAUCCCCCAGAUUCUGAAGCUCUCCUGCUCCAAUGACUAUCUUGCUGAGGUUGGUGUGUUUGUCUUCACAGCUUUUCUGUCAUUGUUUUGUUUCAUGUUUAUUGGAUUUUCCUACUUGCAUAUAUUUUCUUCUGUUCUGAGGAUGUCAUCAGCGGAGGGCAGAUCCAAGACCUUUUCCACAUGCCUCCCCCACCUCACUGUUGUCAUAGUAUUUCUUUCUACAGGUGCCUUUGAAUAUUUUAAGCCUCAUUCUGAUUCUCCAACUGCUUUGGACAUUUUUCUCACCAUUAUGUAUACAGUUGUUCCCCCAACACUCAAUCCAAUGAUCUAUAGUCUGAGAAAUAAAGCCAUCAAGUCAGCUGUAAGAAAGGUAUUAUUGUCA
Messenger RNA from Suncus etruscus (white-toothed pygmy shrew), 1080 nucleotides. RefSeq names its product olfactory receptor 14J1-like. Gene Ontology annotation, molecular function: olfactory receptor activity; G protein-coupled receptor activity; odorant binding. The transcript has 4 exons. Lineage: Eukaryota; Metazoa; Chordata; Mammalia; Eulipotyphla; Soricidae. The annotation marks the transcript as partial. Gene Ontology annotation, cellular component: membrane. Gene Ontology annotation, biological process: G protein-coupled receptor signaling pathway. The record is from RefSeq and is a predicted model, not a curated record.